AUGAAGCGACUUUUCACUUUGUUCACCAUCACCGUGUUGGCCUUUGCCGGCCUAACAUGGGGCUUGACAACCCCACCUACAGACGCGCUAGACUUCAAUGAACUCCUCGAUGGCUCCUUGGGAAACAUGCCUGCCCUGUUCUUGGUAUCACAAGGUGCUCUCCUCGAGGUCUACGCUGCCGACCCGCCCCAGGGUGUUGCCUUGGGAGGAGACCUUGCAACCGCAGCCACCACUUCCACAGCCACCAAUUCCGCCGCCCCAAGUACACAGCCAGCAGAUGUACCCCGGACCGGCAAGGAAAAUGGAGCAGUACUGGGCGCUUUCAUCAGCACCUUACUUCUACCCGCCGUUAUGAAUGUUGUUGAUGGCACGGCUGCGGGCGGCAUAUGCAAGUCGCUCGUAUCCGGAGCAGGAGCGAUGGUAGGUUCUGUUGUCGGACAAGAAGCUGGCAAAAACCUCUACCCCAACGGCACAUCUCUCGAAGAAGCCUCGGAAUUCGAGCAGGGCGUCAUACCAGGGACAUUCAUUGGUGGUAUCGCCGGCAGCAGUGUUGGUACAGCACUUUCGAAGACACUUUGCGCCAAGCUGGUCCCUGACCUUGCGAAAGUCUUUGACGGAUUGAAUCCUGAUGCUGUCACCAAGAUGUCUCGCGUCCUCAACCGCGGCCUGACAGAUGUCCUGACUUCACAUCUAAAGGAUCUCGGCGUGCAGCCCGCCAAAGCACUCAACUUUGCGCACCAAAUGGGAGAGACGCUUCGACUGGCGGAUACAGUGGGUAUGCCCGACGCUUUCGAUUUCCUCAAUCGCGAACUUGUCAGCAAUACAGCGGAUUUGGCAAAAGCAGCAGCAAAGGGAUUUAAAACGACGCCUGCACUAAACAGCCUUGUCAAGCUCAGCACGCAGACUUUGUCAAUGGGCGUUCCUUGGGAGGGAUCACCGCUUGGACCUGAAGAGGGACCACUGAGUGCAUUGGACGCUUUCACUGGCCAAUACAAGCAGAUUAUGGAUUUUGCAAAAAAGGUUCCUGGGGCGCGCAAGGCUGCUGAAGGUCUAUCAAAAGCCACGAAUCGUCUUCAUUCCGCUACAUCGAACGCCGCAAAGCUUCUACGAGGCGGAUCCUUGAGUAAUGCGCUUUCCGCAUUGGACGGGGCAGCGGACGAAACUCAUAGUCAGUCUGAGGUCAGAAACAGGGCACACGAAGAUAGAGGACGAAGGGUCACAACGACCUCUACCCUCACCCUCACCAUUACCUCGGUGCAAACGAACGAUGUCACGAGUAUGCAUACAGUUAAAACCACGAAAUCGCCAUCCCCAUCUCAUAGUUCCUGCUCGUUUACCGCGGCCACGACAAGGCAUGUCACGGUCACUGCUAAGAAGACGAUUACAGAGACGGUUACAAAAGUCGUGCCUAAGCUCAAGGUCAAGAAAUGUCGUACCAAAACUGUAACAAAAACAGUCAGAGCCCCUGAAGAGGACUCGGACUGUGGGUCUUUCAGAAGCCUAUUCUCCCUGUGUGACUGA
This is a messenger RNA of Plenodomus lingam JN3, 1521 nucleotides long. RefSeq lists its product as uncharacterized. NCBI's taxonomy places the organism in Eukaryota, Fungi, Ascomycota, Dothideomycetes, Pleosporales, Leptosphaeriaceae. The record is from RefSeq and is a predicted model, not a curated record.